Molecule: messenger RNA, 3089 nt
Organism: Nipponia nippon (crested ibis)
Lineage: Eukaryota; Metazoa; Chordata; Aves; Pelecaniformes; Threskiornithidae
Source: RefSeq, a predicted model, not a curated record
GGAGCACCGUUGCCGAGGCUGCCGGGAAGAAUGACUGUUGGAUGCCUACUGCAGCCCCCUUUCCUGGGGAGGACUUGGCUCCCCGUGCUGCUGCUGGCAGCCUCUGCUCACUGCCACUGGCCCAGCGAGCCGGCAGAAGUGGUUCGGGACUGGGAAAACCAGCUGGAGGCCUCUAUGCACUCUGUGCUCUCGGACCUCCGGGAGACUGUGCCGGCUGUGGUGGGCAUACCGGACAGCUCUGCUGUGGUGGGACGCUUCUUCAGAGUCUCCAUCCCCACGGAUUUAAUUGCUUCCAAUGGAGAAAUUGUCCAGAUCUCCGAAGCUGGGAAGGACUCCUUGCCUUCUUGGUUACACUGGAACGCGGAGAGCAGCUCCCUGGAAGGGCUGCCCCUUGACACUGACAAGGGCGUCCACUACAUCUCGGUGACCACGCUACAGCCCUUUCCAAACGGGAGCUACGUGCCACAGACCGCAAACGUCUUCUCUGUUGAGGUCCACCAAGAAGACCACAACGAGCCUCAGUCAGUGAGAGUGGCCGUCCAAGACACGGGUGAUGCAGCGCCGGAAGAGCCGGUCACUAUCCUGACUGUCAUUUUGGAUGCCGACUUAACAAAAAUGACACCAAAGCAGAGGAUUGAACUCUUAAACAGAAUGAGAAGCUUCUCAGAGGUGGAACUUCAUAACAUGAAGUUGGUUCCUGUUGUAAAUAACAGACUCUUUGACAUGUCGGCCUUUAUGGCUGGACCGGGAAAUGCAAAGAAAGUGGUGGAAAACGGGGCCUUACUCUCAUGGAAACUAGGAUGUUCUCUGAGCCAAAACAGUGUCCCCAACAUCAGCAAAGUGGAGGCUCCAGCUAAGGAAGGAACCAUGUCUGCCCGCCUUGGCUACCCUGUUGUCGGCUGGCACAUUGCUAACAAGAAACCUCACCUCCCAAAGAGGAUGCGGCGGCAGAUCAACGCCACCCCUACACCUUUGACUGCCAUCGGGCCACCCACCACUGCUGCGCAAGAACCACCGACCAGGAUCGUCCCCACGCCGACGUCGCCCGCCAUUGCGCCUCCCACAGAGACAAUGGCACCCCCUGUCCGGGAGCCCAUACCGCUGCCGAGGAAGCCUACGGUCACCAUCAGAACAAGGGGCCCCAUCGUCCAGACGCCCACUCUGGGACCAAUCCAGCCAACCAGGGUAGCAGAAGGCACCAGCACGGCUUCCGUGCCAAUUCGCCCCACGAUGCCCGGGUACAUAGAGCCCACAGCAGUGAUGACACCGCCCACAACUACCACCAAGAAACCCAGAGUCUCCACUCUGAAGCCAGCCACACCAUCCACAACAGAUUCCUCCACAGCGACGACACGAAGGCCUACUCGAAGACCCAAAACACCCCGUCCAACAAAGCCUCCCAGCACGACCAGAUCCCCCAUCUCCAAGCUGACAACAGCCUCCCCGCCAACCCGCGUGCGCACCACAGCCAGUGGGCUCCCCCGGCCCUGGGAGCCAAACGAGCCACCCAAGCUGACAAACCAUAUCGACAGGGUCGACGCAUGGGAGGGCACCUACUUCGAGGUUAAAAUACCGUCGGAUACCUUCUAUGACAAGGAAGAUACCACCACUGACAAACUGCAGCUGACCUUGAAGCUGAAGGAGCAGCAGAUGCUAGAGGAGAAUUCGUGGGUCCAGUUCAACAGCACCAGCCAACUCAUGUACGGCAUGCCGGACCACAACCACAUCGGGAAGCACGAGUACUUCAUGUACGCGACCGACAAAGGUGGGCUUUUUGCUGUGGAUGCUUUUGAAAUCCACGUCCACAAACGCCCGCACGGGGACAAGUCUCCGGUGAAGUUCAAGGCCAGGCUGGAAGGGGACCACAAUGCAGUGGUGAACGACAUCAAUAAGAAGAUCAUGCUGGUGAAGAAGCUGGCUCUGGCAUUUGGCGACAGGAACAGCAGCACCAUCACGGUGCAGGACAUCACCAAAGGCUCCAUCAUAGUGGAGUGGACGAACAACACGCUGCCCCUGGAGCCCUGUCCCCGGGAGCAGAUCCGGACUUUAAGCAAAAAAAUUGCAGAUGACUCCGGUGGGCCGAGCCCGGCUUUCUCCAACGUCUUGCAGCCCGAGUUCAAGCCACUGAACGUGUCGGUGGUCGGCUCCGGCAGCUGCAGGCACAUCCAGUUCAUCCCCGUCACGAAGGACGGAAGGGUGAUAUCGGAGGUGACGCCGACGGUGGCAGCAGGCAAAGACCCCGAGAAGAGCAGCGAGGAUGACGUGUACCUGCACACCGUCAUCCCCGCCGUGGUGGUGGCCGCCAUCCUCCUCGUGGCUGGCAUCAUCGCCAUGAUCUGCUACCGCAAGAAGAGGAAAGGGAAGCUGACCAUCGAAGACCAGGCCACCUUCAUAAAGAAAGGCGUGCCCAUCAUCUUUGCCGAUGAGCUGGACGACUCCAAGCCUCCGCCGUCCUCCAGCAUGCCCCUCAUCCUCCAGGAGGAGAAAGCCCCGCUGCCUCCCCCAGAAUACCCCAACCAGAACAUGCCGGAGACCACGCCGCUCAACCAGGACACCAUCGGGGAGUACACGCCGCUGCGGGAUGAGGACCCCAACGCACCGCCCUACCAGCCUCCCCCCCCCUUCACCGCACCCAUGGAGGGGAAAGGCUCCCGCCCGAAGAACAUGACCCCGUACAGGUCCCCGCCGCCCUACGUCCCCCCUUAACAAACGGGAGGCUCUCGGGGGAGAAGGGGCCUCCAGCUCCACACCAGUGCUGUCUGUGGGCCGGCAGCCCCCUCGCCAGCCGGGAACCCGAAACCCCAGCCCGCUCCCCAACAGGCCCUCCCCGGCUGCGCCCGCCACACCGGAGCACUCGCAGGACUUGGGGGGAGACUUGUUUUAUUUUUGCCUAACAAGCUUUGGUUUUAUUUUAUUCAUAGAAAAAAUUCUCGGCUCAAACACGCCUUCCCGGCGGCUGGGCUUGGGCAGGGAGGGGGGACGGGACGGGACGGGAGGAGCAGGCAGCACUGGGGUAGCACUCUGGGUCUCCGCUGUUUGCCUUUAACACUAACUGUACUGUUUUUUCUAUUCACGUGUGUCUAGCUACA